CAGCAUUAAAAAGGCUGUUAUUAAUUUCCACCAUUGUUGCAAAUAUAUACAAGGAAAUAAUAAGACACGUAAAUUAUAAGACAGCCUUAUAAUCUCAAACUCCAACUAAAUAUCAACCUGCCAGCUCAAAAGAACCAUUUGAAAUUUCGAAACCUUCUUCUUUUUCUCUCUCUUUUAAAACAUCAUCAUUUUCUCUCUUUUUUUUUUUUUUUUUAAUUUCGAAAAAAAAAACCAGAGAUUGAACUCGAACAUAAUAUUAUUAUUAUUAUGAUCGAGUUACAAUACAAUCUAUAAUCAGUGAAAAAAAAUUCAUCAAUGGAAAAAGGCGCGCUAUUUGGAAAAUACGAGGUGGGGAGGCUGCUAGGAUGCGGCGCCUUCGCCAAAGUAUACUACGCAAGGAACAUUCAAACCGGCCAAAGUGUGGCGAUCAAAGUCAUUAACAAGAAGAAGAUUGCAGGGACGAAUCUAAUGUCAAACAUCAAAAGGGAAAUAACGAUCAUGGCUCGUCUUCGACACCCGAACAUCGUACGUUUGUACGAGGUUCUAGCGUGCAAGACGAAGAUUUAUUUUGUGAUAGAGUUCGCUAAAGGUGGGGAGCUCUUCGCUAAAGUUGCCAAAGGCCGAUUUAGCGAAGACCUCAGCAGAAAGUAUUUCCAACAGCUAAUCUCAGCUGUUGGAUACUGUCAUUUUAGAGGGAUUUACCAUCGAGAUCUUAAACCUGAGAAUUUAUUAUUGGAUGAAAAUGGGAGUCUUAAAGUUACGGAUUUCGGGUUAAGUGCGGUUAAGGAUCAGAUCCGACCCGAGGAUGGGUUGUUGCAUACGUUGUGUGGUACACCCGCUUAUGUAGCACCGGAGAUUUUGUCGAAGAAAGGGUAUAAUGGUGCGACGGUUGAUGUAUGGUCGUGUGGGAUAAUAUUGUAUGUUCUUACAGCUGGGUAUUUGCCGUUCAAUGAUCCUAAUUUAAUGGCUAUGUAUAAGAAGAUUUAUAAAGGAGAAUUUCGGUGUCCGAAAUGGAUGUCGAAUGAUCUUAAGCGUUUGUUGGGUCGUCUCCUUGAAACGAACCCGAAGACUAGGAUUACUAUUGAUGAGAUAAUACAUGAUCCUUGGUUUAAGAAAGGUGGGUUGUUUAAAGAUAAAGGUCCGGAGUUUGAGUUUCAGUUUUACCAUGAUUGUUAUAGUGAUGAUUUGGAUGACAGCUUGAAGUUGUUUUCUGAACAACAACAGCAGCAUCAUCAGCAGGUGGUGGAGGCGGGUGCGAGUACGAGUAGUAGCACUAGUACUAGUGUGAGUGCGAGUACUAGUAGUAGUAGUAGUAUUCCAUUGAAUGCAUUUGAUUUGAUUGCAUUUUCAUCAGGGCUCGAUUUGUCGGGGUUGUUCAACGAGUCUUACAACCCGUUCGUGGAUGGUGAGAAGUUCUUAUCGGCUAUGUCAGUGGAUAAGAUCAUUGCUAGCAUUGAAGAAGCCGCCGGUGAGCUGAACGUGAAGUGCCGCAGGAGGAAGGAUUGUGUGGUGGAUUUGGAAGGUCCGAAAGGCGAUUUUAUAGCUAGGGUGGAGAUUAACCAGCUAACUGAAGAGCUGGUAGUUGUUGAAGUGAAGAUAAAAGGGGGAGAAUCUGCAUCCUAUAAAAAAAUUUGGAAGAAAAAGUUGAUGCCUAAACUUUCUGGGUUAAUAUAUGACCCUAACUCACAACCUGAUGAGGAAACUGAUAUAACGAAUGAUGAAGUCGAAGUUACUCCUGCUGUUGCUUCUACUGAGUGAUUUGAUAUUCUAAUAGUAACGCUAUAUUGCUACUAAUCCAUUACAUCAUGAUCAUCAUCCGAAGAAAUGUUGAUACAUGAUAUAAGAAUUCUCAUCAUUUUGCGUGUUUUAUUGGAAAUUAACAUCAAUCAGGUUUAGUAAACGCGGCAGCUGCAAGCUGGGGUGGGCUUAGAGCUUCUAAAGGAAAGCCGGUAUGCUAUUGAAUCCGAGAAUGGAAGUUAUUGUUUGUGCAUUUUGUGUAGUGUCUGAAGAUCUAUCAUAUAGAUGGAUUGUGUGAGGUUCUUUUGUUGGUGAAUUUUCUCUGUUUGUACCAUAGUUUGUGAGUUUUAGCAUAAUCAUCAUGUGAUUCGAUUGUUUAUGUCUAAAACAAAUUUCAUUAGUAGUGUAAUCUACUAAAUACUGUAAUAAUAAUCCAUGUAUUCAGAGAGGAGGUAGCCAUACCCUGGGUUUUUCCUGAUUGCCCGGAUGAGUAAGCAUGUUGAGGUACUGUUUUUCAUUGACAAAAAAAAAAAAAAAAAAA
Messenger RNA from Chenopodium quinoa (quinoa), 2278 nucleotides. RefSeq names its product CBL-interacting serine/threonine-protein kinase 11-like. Lineage: Eukaryota; Viridiplantae; Streptophyta; Magnoliopsida; Caryophyllales; Amaranthaceae. The coding region runs from base 316 to 1758 and encodes 480 amino acids. The transcript has a single exon. Gene Ontology annotation, molecular function: ATP binding; protein kinase activity. Gene Ontology annotation, biological process: signal transduction; protein phosphorylation. The record is from RefSeq and is a predicted model, not a curated record.